AUGGACGAUCCUCCUAAAGAGGAGGAUUUCAACGCCAUCCCAGUGCUCGACAGACUAGGCCACAAGAACUGGAAGGCCCGAGUCAGCGCAUACGAGACUUUGGUCAAGACAUUCCAGACGACGGCAUCCGAUUCCGAUCCCGCUUUCAAGCCAUAUAUCAAUAAUCCGGACUUGUUGAAGAAGGCAGUCACGGACGCGAAUGCUGUGGCACAAGAAAAGGGUGUUGAGUGCGCAAUCGCCUUUGUCAAAUUCGCUGGUGAGAAUGCGGCACGGACAAGAGAGGUUAUCGUCCCUGCUUUGGUGGAUAAAUGUUUCGGAUCGGCGCGUGCAGGGACUAGGACACAGGCAAUCGAACUUGUCCUGCAGUUUGUGGAGGUUGAGAAUAAUGGUACAGGCGUGGUGGAUGGUAUUAUACCAGGUUUAGUGGCCAAGCAGCCUAAAGUUGUGGCAGGUUGUGUUACUGCUCUGAAGGAAAUGGUUCGGGUUUUCGGCACUUCUGUAAUACAACCGGCCCCCGUCCUCAAGACGUUGCCGAAGAUUUUUGCCCAUACUGAUAAGAACUAUAUUGGUUCUGGCAUCGAGCCUUGGUUGGCUGAUUUGAAGCCAGUUCAGGUAAAGGAACUGAAGGAGGCCUUCGAAGGGAUGGAAAAAGACGGGAAAGGGAAGGGGAGUGUGAGACCAGAGCGCACGACGCGGGCUGCCGCAAGGGAAGCAGAUUCCGAUGCUGCAAUGGGCGAUGCUAGCGAGAGCGUCGCUGCCGUUGAAGAAGCUCCACCAGAUCCGCGUAUGUUCGCAGAGGAGGUCAACAUCAUAGCGAAACUGCCGCAGAACCUUCAAUCAUCUCUUACCUCAUCAAAGUGGAAGGAGCGCAAAGAGGUGCUAGAUGAUCUACUCACUCUAUUAAAUGCCACACCUCGUAUCAAAGAGGCGCCUGAGCUUGGCGAUAUCGCCAAGUCCUUAGCCACUUGCGUGCAGAAGGAUGCGAAUAUAAAUUGUGUCAUGGUUGCGGCCGGUUGUAUAGAGGCGCUUUCCAAGGGAAUGAUGACCAAUUUCGGGAGGUACAGGGAGGGUGUCAUACCUCCCAUGAUAGAAAGGCUCAAGGAAAGAAAGACGAAUGUCACAGAUAUCAUAGGAAAUGCGUUAGAUGCUGUAUUCAUGACGACUACGUUGCCUGACGUAUUGUCGGAUAUCCUCCCGGCUCUGAAUUCGAAGAAUCCUCAAGUCAAAGAAGGCACGCUCAAAUUUUUCGCCCGAUGUCUUUCCUCUUCCACUAUUGCUGUACCUCCACAGCAGAUGAAAUCGGUUUCAGAGAGUCUGGCAGCUCUUCUCGAGGAUUCGUUUGAAGGAGCUCGCAACGAGGCCGCUAAUUGUCUCGGAACGUUGAUGAAGAUGGUGGGGGAGAGACCUUUGAAUGCUUUAAUGGAAGGUCUCGCGGAUGUCCGGAAGGCUAAAGUCAAGGAGGCGUACGAAAAAGCCACGAUCAAAGUUAGGGCUGGCGCUGGUGCCGCUCCGAAGGCUCCCCUGCCGGCGACAAAAGAGCCACCAAAGAAAGCAUCCACAGCCGUGAAGAAACCAGAAGCGUUGAAAACCGCGAGUUCAGUGACGGCUCAGAUUGAGGAGGAUCUUGAGGUAACUGAGAGUAAACCAUUGAAGAAGCCUCCAGCGCGACUGUUGGCCAAGAAAGCGCCUACUGCAGAUGCAAGUGCAUCGUCACCAGGAGGUUCCGCGCCGUCUACUACAGUUGCUCCCAAGAAGCCUCCGGGUCCAGCAGGUUCGAAGCCCGUGAAGGCUACACCACCAUCACAGCCAGGUGCAUUGGAUACAUUCAAGUUCAAACAUACGCCUGAAGAUGCGGAGGCCUUGGCAGCGGAGGUUAUACCAGGAAAUUACUUCACAGAUUUGGCAGAUUCGAACUGGAAGACUAGAUUAGCCGCUCUUGAAGAGAUGACAGGCUGGGUAGAAGGUGCUGCCCCUGGUCUGGAUGCGGAAGUGGUGGUCCGAUUCCUAGGCAAAAAAGGGUGGGGAGAGAAAAACUUUCAGGUAUCGGCCAAGCUGUACGGCAUCCUCAACAUUCUAGCCGAGCAUUGUCCAUCGUUUGGUAGAUCGUCGGUAGCACUUUGCAUUCCUCAUCUCAUCGAGAAAUUGGGAGAUCCGAAAUUAAAAAAGCCAGCUGGGGAGGUGCUUCUUAUGUUCGCGGAGAAGACUUCACUUCAAUUUGUAUUGGGUCAUGCAUACGACCCUCUUUUGAAGCAGAAGGCGCCUAAAGUCCUAGCGGAUGCCGUCACUUGGCUUGACCAAGCAUUAACUGAGUUCGGCAUCGCGGGACUGUCGUUGCGGAGUCUUAUUGAAUUCCUCAAGGGCGCAUUGAGGAACUCGAAUGCUGCUGUGCGUACCAGUGCGACUAGAACACUCGUAACGGUGAAGCUGUUUGCUGGAUCUUCUAUAAAGGAUCUCCUUGAGGACCUAAAUCCUCAACUUUUGAACACUAUAUAUACCGAGUUCGACAAAGUAGAGGCUACGGCAGCGCCGGAACCGUCGAGGACUUCGGCAGAUGUAGCUCAGGUUUUUGUCAGUGCACCAGGCAAAGGUGCUAAUGGUACAUCUGCUGACGCAUUGGACGACUUGUUCCCACGAGUCGAGCUCGACGGGUUGCUCAAAGGCACCACAAUCCUCACCGAUGCCAAAAGUGAUGCCUGGAAAACAAAGAAGGAAGGACUUGAAGCUUUGCAAUCUCUACUAGACCAGGGUGCAAAUAAACGGCUCAAACCCACUAUGGGCGAAAUAGGACAAGUUCUCAAAGCACGAGUGACAGAUACCAACAAGGUUGUGCAAGCCCUAGCAUUAGACAUCGUUGCCCGCGUUGCGACAGGAAUGGGAAGACCGUUUGAGAAAUACACACGGCUAUAUGCCCUUCCGGUCGCGACUGUGUUGUCGGAUCAAAAGGCACCCAUCCGCGCAGCAGCUUUACAAACUCUGACGGCAAUUGCAAAUGCAUGCGAAGUUGUGGAUUCAAUGGUCAGCGGCUUUGCCACAGCGUUGGAGUCAUCCAAUCCUUUGCAGAGAGCGUCUUUAUUGAACUGGCUUGCUGAUUGGUUCAAAGAACACGGCACGCACACUGGUCUGGAUAUAUCUAGCUGGGUUGGGCCCGUUCUUGCUUGCUUGGAUGAUCGCAACGGUGAUGUCAGGAAAGCUGCACAGAUGUUAUUGCCCACUCUUGUCGCGUCCGCUGGUUAUGAUUAUGUCAUGCAUCAGACUUCUUCGCUCAAAUCGGCGACAAAAGCAGCCAUCGUUCCGAUAAUACAAGCUGCGCGGGCAGCCACGCCUGGGCAAGUAGAACCGGGGCCGAGGGAUGCGUCUACUGCGCCAUCCAAGAUGCCAUCUGCCCCCAAAGGAACUAAUAGCAAGGGAGUGGCGCCGCCAUCUCCCCAUUCAACAGAUGAACUUCUACCCGAAGUAGCAUCAAAGGCUGCACCCUCAAAGCUAGCUGGCGUACGGCGUAGACUACCACAAGGUACUGCCACGGCUCGGCCCGAGUCACGAUCAGAAACGCCUGUUGAGGCUGGUUCAUCCCGGCUUCCAAGCAAACUCGGCACUGGGUUGAAGCGUCCCGGACCAGUCACUGGGCUUGCUAAGGUCGCACAACCAUCAGCUACACCUGAACCCCUUCCAUUCGUUGUUGGUAACAUGGAUGCCAAACGGGUGCGUCUGUCUAAGGACGCACAGAAAUGGAUCAAUGAAGCUGGCCCGACGAGGAAGGACCUUGCAGAGCUUCUUCAACAUCAGAUGGAGCCCCACGCCUCUAAAGAAGUACUCGCUCUCCUUUUCAGUCACGACCAUAAUGCCGUGAAUGAUCACGUCUCUGGCUUGAACGUACUGCAUGAAUUUUAUUCCGGAGUACAAGCGAGCGAUGGGAAACCAGGGUAUACGCUCGAAGAGCUGCAAGCAGUUGGUUUGGCAAAUUCUGAUCUAGCAUUGAAGUACACUUCUAUCAAAGUGCAUGAACCUCAAUCAAAUCUAGUCCAGAAGUGUCUUGAGGUCGUUGCAACAGUCCUAGCGUUCUUCCAGAGUGUAGAUUUCCAGCUUACAGACGCGGAGGCCCUGUGCUUCAUCCCAACGGUGGUAUACAAGCUUGGUGACGCGCGAGAGCCUGUGCGGACUCGUGUAUCGCAUAUUGUUCAAUCACUGUCCAAGGUUUAUGCUUUCAGCCGAGUAUUCCAGCUUCUCCUUGAAUAUGGACUAAAAUCGAAAGUGGCGAAGACUCGUCAAGGGACGUUGGACGAACUAGUUGGUUUGUUAAAACGAUUUGGAAUAGGUUCUUGUGAACCGGCUAAAGCUUUCCCAAUGGUCGCCGCUAUGAUCUCCGACAAAGACCCUCAAGUUAGGAAGUCUGCAUUGGGUGUUCUCAGUGAGGGUUAUAUUCUUGUCGGAGAUUCAAUUUGGUCAUACGUGGGACAUCUCUCUCCGAAGGAUAAGACACAGCUGGAGGAACGUCUGCGACGUGUGCCUGGUGUAGGUAGUCCUGAUAAAGGAGACGUUGCACCUGUCGCUACUCAUGCUUCCCGGUUAGCAAUGGGUAUCCCGAGGUCUGGGUCUCCUGCUCCAGGUCCCACUUCUAGAUUAGGUGGAAUUCCUCGAGCAGGGAGCCCGUCUGUCGCCGGUCCCUCGCGCAUCGGUCGACCCGUAUCACCGUCCCCCACAGUUCGACCUGCCUCCCCAGCGCCUUCGCAUGGUGCUCGACCAACGUCUCCGGCUAGGACUGCUAGGGUCGCAGGUGUAUCACAGCUGCCUGGCCCAUCGUCUCCUACUGGAAUCGGUCGUCCAAAAAGCCUUCUGCCUUCCAAGCUAGGACCACCCCGAUCUCGUUUGAACGACCUCCAGCAUGUUCACCCCAUUCCGUUGUCGUCGAUAGCUGAUGGGACUGGUCCCACUUUGGCAUCUCAUCAAGUCAACGGCAGUGAUCGUUUCUUGAUACAUCCAGAUGCUAUGGAAGAGCCCGAGUCUUCACGUGCGGCAGGCGAUAUUACAGUUGUGAUUUCAAGCAUUCUCAGCAAUGAUUCAUCACGCAGCGUCGAUGCCCUUAAAAAGAUUCAAAAAGUGCUAGAAGUCGGUCCUGAAGUGGGACCGUCGUCUCCCGCCUACCAAGAGCUUGCUGAACACACUGAAGGCCUUGUUGAAACCAUCACGCUUCAGAUGGCUCACGUUUUCGAGAGACUAGACGAGAUCACUAUACCCGAGAACUUCCGUUUGGCCAAGCAUCUCAUCCAAACUCUGAACGCUUUCUGCGAUCAUGUAUUCCUUGCGGAGUCUUUGACAGUUGACAUUUUAACGUCGUUGCUUGAAGAAUUGACUCUGCGUCUUCUUCAAACGGACAACAGCUCAGACAAUAAAGUAAAAGAUUUAUCAAGGUUCAUUAACAUGAUCAUCCUGCGAUUGUUCGCCACGGGUCGGCGGAUGUCUAUUUUCCGCGCCCUGUUCGCCUUGUUAUUGCAGAUCGUUAAACCAUUCCCGGCCAAUGGGACGUCGCAUGAGUCGCAGGAGGCGAAAGUUGCCGAAUUGAUACUCAAGUGUGUCUGGAAGUUGGCGAGGAACAUCCCACAAGACCUUGAGAACCAGCUUCUGGACCCUGUGGAACUCUUUCCUGCCGUCGAGCAUUUUUUGCAAACAGUACCGCCGAACGAAUGGCGUGCAAGGGCCACGAAUAAAGUUCCAUGUGGUGACAUGCCACUCAGAACCAUCAAGGUGAUUAUUCAACAUGUAGUAGCACAUCAUGGCGAUGAGGUUUAUGAUCUGCUCUCCGCAUCUUUUGACGAUCCCUCCGCAACUAUCGUCUACCCAUACGUAUACCGAAUUCUUAACUCAUCAACGCGAACAGCCGCAGACGUCCCUGUGCGAGGUAAUGGAUCGGCACGAGAGGAGGGUACCCGGCAAUCAUCCCCUGCUUUCAGUCGGCCGAUUUCUCCUCAGGGAACGUCAUCUUCUGCAACGUCAGAUCGUCGACCUCAAUCAUCGUCAAGUCAUGCUAGAAGCCAGAGCGUGUCAUCAACAAAUGGUCACGGUCCGGGCAUGUCCAUGCCCACAGAAGAGCCUGAUCCUGACGAUCAGCUGAACGUCAUAAUUCAGCAUAUCUCGAGCGAGACCACCGGAGCAAUGCAUAAAGAAGGCAUCACAGAACUGCAUCAAUACUUGAAGGCCUACCCGCACAAGAAAUCAAAGGUAGACAAGAUGCUGGAAUCGACAGGUCCCGCUUUCCGGAAAUACAUCACGAGGGCGCUGGCAAGUCGAGCCGCGGAAGAUGAGGAGCGAACAGUCGCAGUUGCCAAUACGCUUUCCAAAUUAGAAUCUAAUGGCCGUGAACGGACCACGAGUUUCAGUCCGGUCGUGGACACGAAUCAUACUGUCCCUAUUUCGCCUACCCGAGGAGAGCUGUCACCGCGCUCACCACCACGAUCUAGCGCCUCCGACUUGCCAGAAGGUCAACAAGAGAAGCUAUCCCGAUUGCACGACCUCUUUCAAUAUCGGUCGAGCAUCAUAAGUAAUAGCUCGUCACACGGACGGUCGACCUCGUCAACGCUGGCACGAGCCAAAAGCAUGAAGAGAAAAGCCAUAGGGUUCUUUGCUAGCAUGAUGUCAAGCAUACCCGUCGUUCGCGCUGCAGAUGAUGCCAAAUCUGGUACAGGACAAAUAUCCUUGUCGGACGAUGAUGCUUGUUUGGUUAUUGGUCACGGAACUAAAUUCCUCGAAGAAUUUUCACCGAAAAUGCAAAUUAUGCUACCAAAUUCUGUCAAUUCGGCUGUCGCCGAAGUUGUUGAAGUGCUUUCGGAUACGCAACUACGGAUUAAGAAGGAAUUUGGUGGUGACAGCGGCAAGGGCACUGCACGCAUCCGUGAAAAACUCAAGGAGCUUCGGUCUGGAGGCAAAUCAGGCCUGGACUUCAAGAAAAUGCCUCAUGUUGAUCAACAGGAAAUGUACCAUUAUGUCUACAAAUGUCUUACGGAAGCGGGUUGUAUUGGUAUUUUCCCGGAGGGAGGCAGUCACGACCGUACCGAUCUUCUUCCUCUAAAAGCCGGCGUAUCGCUUAUGGCAUUGGGGGCAAUGGCAAAUGACCCUAAUGUCAAGGUAAAAAUUGUACCCGUAGGAUUGUCCUACUUCCAUCCACAUCGGUUCCGUUCUCGUGCAGUCGUUGAGUUUGGCACUGCCCUUGAUGUGCCUGAAGACCUUUUACAAAUGUUCAAAGAGGGUGGAGCGCAAAAACGACAGGCCGUCGGCAAAUUGUUGGAUUACAUCUACGAUGCGCUGAAGACUGUCACUAUAAGGGCGCCGGAUUAUGACGUACUGAUGCUGUGUCAAGCGGCGCGACGAUUGUACAAGACACCCGGGCAGCACCUCACUCUAGGUCAAGUAGUUGAACUGAACCGCCGAUUUCUCGAAGGAUAUCUGCACUUCAAGGACGAGCCAAAAGUAAGAAAGCUUCGUGCAGAUGUGCUCAAGUACAAUCGCAUGGUACGGGACCUUGGUUUGCGUGAUCAUCAAGUUCCUCACGCUCAGAAAGCAAGCUGGAAAACGCUCGGCCUUUUAGCCUAUAGACUAGGCUUGUUGAUAGUAUGGACGAUACUAGCCCUUCCGGGCGUAAUUCUCAAUGGUCCCAUCUUUCUCGCCGCAUCUAUCAUUUCACGGCAAAAGGCAAAAGAGGCUCUAGCUGCGUCCACGGUGAAAUUGGCCGGAAGAGACGUAUUGGCCACAUGGAAGAUACUCAUCUCCCUUGGUUUUACCCCCAUUCUUUGUAUCUUCUACGCAUUUCUUGCUACCGUCGUUUCCAUCAGGGCCAAUGUGCCUCUCGCGUGGAAGAUUUGGACACCAAUCUUGGUCAUAUUGACUCUUCCAUUCGUCGGAUACGCUGCGUUGAAGUUCGGCGAAGCCGGAAUGGACGUUCUCAAAUCUCUAAGACCUUUGGUAGUUACGCUGGCGCCAGGCCAGUCGCGUUCGCUAGACCAGCUCAAAGCAAUGCGCGCGAAGGUCUCGAAUGAACUUGCGGAGGUGAUUAACGAGUUUGGACCCAAGCUAUACGAUGACUUCGACCAGCGUCGAAUACUAGUGCCUUCCGCUAGUGUUCCCCCGUCAUCGGGUCAGCCUGGAAUUUGGCGACGUAAAAGCGGCACAGGUGGUAUCGACGCACAAGGAAAUUUAUUAGUACAUCCGAUGACGUGGCUAGACGAACGUUUGUUUGGUUGGAGCCGUAGUGCAUCGCGAGGAACCAGUGCGUGGUCAGGAUCACGUAGCCAGGACGUCAGCAGAGCAGUUACCCCGGAGGCAUCUGACGAUGAGGGCGACUAUGACAAUGUGCUGGGGUAUCUCGAAGGUCCCAGUACGUCGUCUCGAAGCCGCCCUCGGAGCCAGCAAAGUUCGUACGCAAAUCUGCAGAAACUUCGAAGUGGUGCUAGUUCCCUCCCUUCUCUCGCGAUGACAAGUGGCGCAGAAGCAACAGAUACAGAAGGUCUGCAAUUCCGUGCACGCACCGGAUCGCGAUCCAGGAGAGCUAGCCUGAAGGAUACUGUUCCUGUCACGCGACUGAGCGAAUUGGAUAGACAAGAAAACUUCAGGGAUGCCACCGAAAAUCUCAAUCAUGAGAUUGAGGAAAACCGGGACCACGAUGAUCACUAG
Fibroporia radiculosa is the source of this 8658-nucleotide messenger RNA. RefSeq lists its product as uncharacterized. The transcript is spliced from 26 exons. Gene Ontology annotation, molecular function: microtubule plus-end binding; microtubule plus end polymerase activity. The coding region runs from base 1 to 8658 and encodes 2885 amino acids. NCBI's taxonomy places the organism in Eukaryota, Fungi, Basidiomycota, Agaricomycetes, Polyporales, Fibroporiaceae. Gene Ontology annotation, biological process: establishment or maintenance of microtubule cytoskeleton polarity; microtubule polymerization; mitotic spindle organization. Gene Ontology annotation, cellular component: kinetochore; microtubule plus-end; centrosome. The record is from RefSeq and is a predicted model, not a curated record.